GCCACCUCCAUCUUUAUAACAACACCCACACAAACAAGAAAAAUGGUUAAAUUCGCAACCUUGAAAAACCAAACCAGAGAUGGCAGAUUAAUCAUUGUCAACAAGGAAGGUACACACUAUGCCGAAGUCCCAAGCGAAAUCAGUACAACCAUGCAACAAUUAUUAGAUGAUUGGGAUAAUUUAUAUCCAAAAGUUGAAGAAUUAUACAAGACCAUACAAUUCACUCAUGAAUUGUCAUCACAAAAUUUAAUGGCUCCACUUCCACGUUCCUAUGAAUGGAUCGAUGGUAGUGCAUACAUUAAUCACAUUGUUCUUGUUCGUAAAGCACGUAAUGCUCAACCUCCAGAAACACUCCGUACAGAUCCAUUAGUUUAUCAAGGAGGAAGUGGCACUUUUAUUGGACCAAAUCAAGAUGUUGAACAUUUUAGUGAAGAUUAUGGAAUUGAUUUUGAAGGUGAAGUUGCUGUUAUUGUAAAGGAUGUGCCAAUGGGUACUAAAGCUGAUCAAGCUGGUCAAUAUAUCAAAUUGGUCAUGAUUUGUAAUGAUGUUUCUUUACGUAAUUUAAUUCCAAAGGAAUUGGAAAAACAAUUCGGAUUCUUUGUUUCAAAGCCAUCUAGUAGUUUCUCACCUUUUGCUGUUACUUUGGAUGAAUUGGGUGAAUUGUGGAAGGAUGGCAGAUGUCAUGGUGAUUUGAUUUCACAUUUGAAUGGUAAAUUGUUUGGUAAUCCAAAUGCUGGACCAGAAAUGUUCUUCUCAUUCCAUGAUUUAAUUCAACACGUUACACAAACUCGUGCUCUCACUGCUGGUACUAUAAUUGGAAGCGGUACUGUCAGUAAUGAAGAUCAAUCACGUGGUAGUUCAUGUAUUGCUGAAAAGAGAAUGAUUGAAAAGAUUGAAACUGGUCAAUUUACAACUCCAUUCAUGAAGUUUGGUGAUAGAAUUCAAUUGGAAAUGUUUGAUAAUAAUAAGGUUUCAAUCUUUGGUCAAAUUAAUCAAACAGUUGUCCAAAAGAAAUAAAGUUAUUUUGCGUAUCCUC
Messenger RNA from Naegleria gruberi, 1036 nucleotides. Its product is annotated as fumarylacetoacetate hydrolase. The record is from RefSeq and is a predicted model, not a curated record. NCBI's taxonomy places the organism in Eukaryota, Heterolobosea, Eutetramitea, Acrasida, Naegleriidae. Bases 43 to 1017 code for a protein of 324 amino acids. The transcript has a single exon. Gene Ontology annotation, molecular function: catalytic activity.